AUGACAGAGACCCAAUUUGAAGCAAAAUGGUCGCAGUGUGUACAACAUUAUUCCAUCCAUCAUGAUGGGUUUAUGACUUCCAUGUAUGAGAAGAGAGAAACAUGGGCGGAGACAUUUCUUAGAGGAGACUUUUUCGCCUAUAUGGGAACGACACAAAGGUGUGAAGGAAUGAACGCUUUUAUUAAAACAAAGGUUGCGACAAAUAUGAAGUUAAAUGACUUCAUUCGAAGACUAGACAUGGCUUUGUCAUGGAUGCAACAUAAAGAACGUAAAGAUGAUCAUGAAUCUAACCACACGAUGCUGGAUUUAGGCAAGACUUACAUGGAUUUGGUUGAAAAACAAGUAGCAACUUUGUACACAAGGAACCUCUACUGGAAGAUAAGAGAGCAAAUUCAAAAGGGAGGAAAGUUAUCCGUAAGUAGAAAAGAAAGAGGUGAAAAUGAAAAUGAAAAUGUUUAUCUACUAACAAAAUACGGUGAUAAGAGUUAUAGGAAACUUGUCAGACAACGGAUACCAGAUAAACAUCUAAUAUGCGAGUGUAUGUUAUUCACUAGUUGUGGAAUCCCUUGCUCCCACAUGUUUGCUAUCAUGAAAUUUUUGCAAAUCACUGAGAUCCCAAAAUCCCUUAUUGCCAUACGAUGGCUGAAGACAGAUUUUCUGCAUGUAUAUUCUAAUGCUCUGCUUAAUUCAGAGAUGUUCCAUUUACCAACGAAAGAGUGCCACUUCACAGAGCUGAUACAAGACUGCAAUGAAUUGGCAGUCGUUGCAUCCGUGAGUGAGAUGCGAUACAGUAAGGCCAAGGAGGAGAUUAAAAAGCUUCUUGCAACAUUGAAAUUGUUGGAAAUUGAUGGCAACAAGAACCAGACACUCGUUACUCCAUCUCUGAAAGUUAAAAAUCCACUUAUCACACGAAUAAAAGGAACAACAAGGGUAGGACCAAAUGGGCCACCAUGA
Humulus lupulus (European hop) is the source of this 954-nucleotide messenger RNA. Its product is annotated as protein FAR1-RELATED SEQUENCE 5-like. The coding region runs from base 1 to 954 and encodes 317 amino acids. The transcript has a single exon. NCBI's taxonomy places the organism in Eukaryota, Viridiplantae, Streptophyta, Magnoliopsida, Rosales, Cannabaceae. Gene Ontology annotation, molecular function: zinc ion binding. Gene Ontology annotation, biological process: regulation of DNA-templated transcription. The record is from RefSeq and is a predicted model, not a curated record.